Angiostrongylus costaricensis is the source of this 1008-nucleotide messenger RNA. Lineage: Eukaryota; Metazoa; Nematoda; Chromadorea; Rhabditida; Metastrongylidae. The record is from the annotation of a GenBank genome assembly.
AUGCUCCGUACGUGUAGUAUCGUAUUAUUAGAGUCAAAAUACGCUGAGAGAAGGAAGUGUUUCUUUAAAAAUUCUAGAGUUUUUAAGAAAAUCGCAGCACCGUUUCCUCUGGCGUCAAAAGAACCGGCACCGUAUAGCGAUGAUGAUGUAGCAAUUGCUGAAAGGAAUCGCGUUGAUUACACAAAGAAAAUUACAAUUUCAAUGGCGAAAGCUGACGCAGGAUUGCUAUUAAUUCAGCGGUCGAUUUUAGCUGGUCGUCCUGUGCGUAUCUAUGCCGAUGGCAUAUACGAUUUGUUUCACCAUGGACAUGCUAAUCAACUCAGACAAGCCAAAAAUGCUUUCCCAAAUGUCUACCUUAUCGUUGGUGUCUGUAGUGAUGAGGACACGCUCAAAUACAAAGGUCGUACGGUCACAUCGGAGGAUGAAAGAUACGAUGGUGUCCGUCACUGUCGCUAUGUUGACGAAGUAUAUCGCAACGCGCCAUGGUUCUGUACAGUAGAGUUUCUGAAAAACCUGAAGGUUGACUUCAUUGCCCACGAUGCGAUUCCAUACGUUGCUCCAGGAGAGGAAGAUUUGUACGAAAAGUUUAGGAGGGAAGAAAUGUUCAUCGAAACGCAGCGCACAGAGGGAGUGUCAACAAGCGACGUUGUUUGUAGGAUAAUUCGUGACUAUGACAAAUACGUCCGUAGAAAUCUACAAAGAGGCUACUCAGCCAAGGAACUCAACGUUGGAUUUUUGGCAGCUAGCAAGUAUCAAAUCCAAAACAAGGUGGACACUUUUAAAGAGAAAAGUUUGGAAUUUAUUAAUACAUGGAGGAAUAGAUCCGACGAAUUCAUUCGAGAUUUUCUAGACACAUUCCAUCGUGAUGGAAGACUGAAUGCUUUUGGUGGACGGCUCAAGGAACUCGUGUCUCGGUCGAAUUCAGCGUCCCCCACGUCUGAACAUUGUUCUGUAGAAGACCAGGACGAAUUUGAUGAAUCGUCCGACUACGCAAACCCUGUCCAGUGA